This is a messenger RNA of Linepithema humile (Argentine ant), 3000 nucleotides long. It is a transcript of the gene Rnb, whose product is annotated as R and B. Gene Ontology annotation, biological process: anatomical structure morphogenesis. The record is from RefSeq and is a predicted model, not a curated record. Gene Ontology annotation, molecular function: protein binding. Lineage: Eukaryota; Metazoa; Arthropoda; Insecta; Hymenoptera; Formicidae. Gene Ontology annotation, cellular component: cytosol.
UACGCGAAAUAGUAUAAAGUGCAGUGUGUGGACCACUGACACUUUGAGGUUAUGUCGCGCGAUAAAUAUUCUCGAUUUUCGUAAAAAUUUGCGAUGUCGUUGCCGAAAAUCCCGUGGGAGGACUUGACGGGCGACUGCCCGAUCGUUUUGGAACUGGCGAGACAUUUUCGGGCAGAAAAUAAGAGCGGCAUCGCCACUUGCCUCGCCCAGCUCAAGAAUGAUCCAAAGCUGCGUAAGGAGUUCACUAAGCAAGCAAAUAAUCUCUGUAUUCUUGCUCAGCUUCUACGCUGCCAAAAUCAUGCAAUCCUAAACAUGAGUCUGAGCAUACUUGCAGAUGCCUGCAUAGCUUUCGAAGCCAGGGAAAAGGUACGGAGCAGCGAAAUUGGAUCCAAUGUGGUGCUUAUAAUAAAAAACUCGAAAUUAGAUAACAGGCUGCACUGUCGUGCUUGCAGACUUGUUAGUAAUUUGUCAGAAUGCAGCUGGCAUGCCAAAGUGUUAUACAAUACCGGUAUAGUGGAAGCACUUAAAGAGCUUCUAAUGUCAAAAACCAGUACACAAACUUAUUGCAUGGCGGUCAGAGCUGUAAGGAACAUUUGGAGCUUUUACGAGCAGAGCCGAGAGAAAAUGAUAGAGCACGAGAUUAUGAAGCUUGUUGCCCAAAUAUUUGUCAUGGUCGAGAAGAAGUCCAGCGGGGAUGCCAAGUACGUCGAUCUCAUAGAUGCGUGCUUGAAAGCCAUGUGCGCGUUCCUUGGGACUCUGGACCCGCGCUGUGGCAUACAGAUGGAAGUGGAGAAGAAUAAACAGGGCUACAGAUGCCUCAUGCGGUGUUGCAGCAUGAACAGUAACAAAAUGGCUAUCAAGUGCCUGUACGGUCUUUGCCAGAUAGCGGAGUGCCGAUUGCUGUUGGGCAUUUCCGGUGCGGUCGAGGAACUCGUGACUCUGAUCAACACUAAGCACCUGCACGAGGAAGUGCUGGUCAGCUUGUGCAUGUUCUGCCGAGAAUCGGUGAAUCGGGACAGGAUCAAGGACUGCAAUGGAUUGCAAUUGAUCCUGGCGCUGCUGAAGAAGCCCGAGCACGAGCGCUAUCAUCCUGUAUUGCUGCAGGCGCUCGCGCAAUUUCUCUACGACGACAUCGCUAUCGACAUUUUGGUGAAGCACGGUAUAGUGGAGAUUUUGGUGGCGAAACUGACGAGCAUCGCCGCGUCUGUGGACAGCAAGAAGAGUAAUGCAUCCAGGAAGCGCUACAGUGAUUAUCCACCGGAGAGCCAAAAGACACCUCUGAAGUACAACCGGAUUUAUUCAAGAUUCAGCAUGGAUUAUUAUCGCGACGAUUGGAGCCCGAGAAGCACGACGAGCGCUUCGUCCUCGUCGCCGCCCAGCACGCCGCCGUUACGCGUCUUUUCCGAUUCUAAUGCGGAGACCGACGACACCGAGGAUGACAUUUACAGUCCGAUCUGCAGCGAUACGGAAUGCGGCGACAAUGACGAGGAGGUGGAAAUCGCUUCUCUGAAGAGCUGCAAGUCGCUCACAGUCGGCGAAGCGGAUUCCGACGCGCCUUCAUCAGACACCAAGAUCCCCAGCAAGAAUGUUUGCGAAUACCACACGUUGCUGCUGUUGGGUAGUUUUUCCCUCAGGACCAUCGACGGCCUGGCGGAUCCGACAACCAUUAAUGCACUGAUGACGUACAUAACGGUGAAUGUAUUUCAAAAACGCCACAGAUACUCGGCGAUCAAGAUAUUGCAUAGAAUCAUGAGGAACGCGGCGUACUUUACGUCGUUGUUGAAGCAAGGCUUGGUGUUCGAGAUACAGACUCUGCCGGAAUCGGAGGAGUGGACGCGGUGUUUGCGCACAGUGGCGGAGACCGGCGGCUCCAUCGGCCAUCUGUCAUUCAUGCUGCUGCGCGGCGAGGAGCAGCACAAGCUGCUGACCGCCGUGUCGAUACCGCUUCUCAUCAAGAUACGUUCCACCCUCGAGCGUCUGCUGAACAAGUACGGCGGGCUGGAGCUGAUAUUCCGCUUGCUGGUGGACUCGUCGCACGACUGGCACGAGCGGGCAAUCUGGUCGAUCUGCCAGUUGGCGAAAUCGCUGAAGAUCGAUCCGUUUGAUGUCCGUCCGAUUCCGUUAACGGCGGGCGCCGGCGAGCCACGCGACUACUCGCGACUGUCCCUCGAGGCGAGUCAUCCGACGGCAACGGUCUCGUCGACGGUGACGUUCGAGCUGGACGACGGCACGACCGUCGAGGCGUGCAGGAAGAUGCUGUGCUGCCGCUCGGACGUCUUCUCCGCCAUGCUGGACGGCAAUUUCAGCGAGUCGGGCAAGAAACGGGUGCGGCUGAAGAACACGUCGCGUGACGGCCUGAUCACGCUGAUCCUGGCGGCGACGGGCGCGGCGUUUGAGUAUCAGAGCAUCGAGUCGCUUCUCGACGCCGUGCUGCUGGCCGACAAGUUUCUCAUGCCGGACUUGCUGGAAACGCUGACCGAGACCGCGAUCGACAAGCUCAGUCACGAGAACUUCUGCCGCGUUUGGCGCUGGGCCAGGAAAUACUCCUGCCACGAGUUGAGGUCUUGCUGCGUCAAGAGCUUCCUCGUCGCGAAGACGUCGUGGAGCGAGACGGUGCGGACGUUUCGCGACUUCAGCGCCACCGACGACUUCGGCGAGUUCCUGAACGAGAUCCGGGAGAUAAUCGUCGGCGAGUUGUGCCAAGUUUAAAGACGUCGGACGAUCCAUGAAUUCGGAAUUAGUGCAAUUUUACUAUGAAAAAAAAAUAAUUCUUUAACCUCCCGAGUGAAUCAUCGAAGAGCAAAUUCUAGGAAUGAACGUAACAUAAUCUAACCGCCUGUCGCUAGUCUAAUUUUACGCCGUUCGUUCUAUUAAAUUUUGUCGAGAGACUCUUCGCGCAUGCUUAGUGCAUUUUCAAUUUUCGAAAUUACUCGACGAUUAAGACAGUAUUGUCUUUAUUAAUUCUGUACAUAUUGCAAUAUAAAUAUUGUCGCUCUCACG